UUGAAAUUGGAGCCGAUGUGCAAGGCGUCCUACAUGCUGGAAGAUCAAGAUUCGGUGAAGAGCUAUUUGCACCUGAUAAGAGUCUGGUUGAAAGAUACGACAAGUCUGGUGGCUCUCAGUACACGUACUGGUCGGGUCAUAGGUGCAAUUGUUGCAAGGGUCAUUAAUUCAGAGGACAAAGCGGACACUUACGACAGAGUGCAAAUCCUUCGAGGGGAGGCACUAGAGAUGGUAAUGCAUUUAAUGAGCGCUUUGCUGAACCAGGCUCGCGUGCACGAUUAUUAUAAUUGCACGAAGAUAUACCGUGUAAAUGUUAUCUGCGUCCAUCCAUCCUACCAACAAAAAGGGCUGAUUACGUCCCUGUUAGAGGCGUGCGUACAAGUGGCGGUUUCCAUGCAAGUUCCGGUACUCGCAGGUUUCUUCACUUCCGGAGCGAGCCAAUCCAUCGGGCACAAUUUGGGCUUUGAAAUCUUGUCCGAGAUCCGCUACAGCAGGUGGAUCGUUGACGAUGAAAUUGUUUUCGACGACCCUGGCAUUGGGAAUUAUUCCGCCGCCUUUAUGGCGAUGCGAACCCCCACCGAUAAUGAAUUGCAAGAGUACAGGCGAAUUAAACAACACUUGCAGAAGCAGCAAAGGAAAGUAAAGAAACGACGGUGCUGGGUACACUCGGACGACGGCUGGAUACAAAAGGCAACAAAGGAGGCUUACAGUAAAGUGUACUGUACUUUCAAGAGGCAAUGGUUUUGCAGAUGGACUCGCGUCUGGACGAAAAGACUGAAUGGGAGCUUGUAG
Molecule: messenger RNA, 792 nt
Organism: Orussus abietinus
Lineage: Eukaryota; Metazoa; Arthropoda; Insecta; Hymenoptera; Orussidae
Exons: 4
Coding region: 16-792 (258 amino acids)
Molecular function (GO): N-acetyltransferase activity
Source: RefSeq, a predicted model, not a curated record